Falco peregrinus (peregrine falcon) is the source of this 4453-nucleotide messenger RNA. RefSeq names its product coiled-coil domain-containing protein 183-like. The transcript is spliced from 11 exons. Lineage: Eukaryota; Metazoa; Chordata; Aves; Falconiformes; Falconidae. The coding region runs from base 1739 to 4051 and encodes 770 amino acids. The record is from RefSeq and is a predicted model, not a curated record.
AGCACGAUCACUGACUUGGGCUUCUACAAUUGGCUGCUUGAUAAUUAAAACACCAUUCUUAAAGAUUUCCUUUGCCGGAUAGAAGAGUACUCGCUGACUUAUUAAAAACCUUCUCUUCCAUAUAACUUCUUCGUGACAUGUAUUUAGCUACCUUAAGAAAAAUCAGUUAUCGCCUGCUUCUGUAUUAGAGAUACAGAAAGACAUAAAAUCAUUUUUGUGAAUGGUAUAGGAGGUGCCUCCGGCCACGGCGAUGCUUUCUGUAGGCCGAAGGGGUGGCCUGUGCUUGUCAGCUGUUCAUUCCACGGCGUCAGUGAGAAUCUCCGACAGGCAUGGGUGGCCUCUGCCCAUCGAGCUGGACAGGCUUUUGUUGGGCCGCCAUUCCCCAGCAGGAGCAGUUUGGUUGUGCCCCGUUUUAGUGCGAGACAGAGAAAUCCUGGCAGCUGUCCUUUCUCCUCUCGCUGCUUAUGCUGCUUUCUAAUACCUGCCCAGCAUUUCCAGGCAGCUCCAGAUUCCAUGAGCUCUUGUCUCAGCUGCGUUCAACAAAUGCUUUUUAGUGGAGCUGGUGUGUUUCAAAGAAGAGGGGAAGAGAGCACAGCAAGUGGAGGAGGAGAGACGGAAAAUGCAAACCACCAGGCAAAGCCCCUGUGCUUGGGUGACCGAAAGCUCAGCCAGCAGGGAUUUACGGAGCCUUCAGCGUGACGUACCCCUUCCCAUGCUAACAGCAGGCAGCAGGUCAGGAGCUGCAGGCUAGCCAGCGCCUCGAUGUCUCUCCCAGACGAGUGCUGUGUUCAUCAUUGGCUGUUCACUUUUAGCGCGCCCGACUGCCUGCUACAUGAGAACUGAAGGGAGCUCUGGCUUGCGCUGCUGACGUGACCUUUUCCUUUGUAGCGUGAACAGCGUGGGAAGUCUCCAGAAUUUAGGCAGGGAGGGCUGAAGACAACUGAAAGCGGAGAGGUUUGACGUGUGAGGUGCAGGGGGCCUGUGGGACUAGACCCUUAGUCAAAGGCUUCCUCCUGGAAGCUGGUUUCUGCAGGCGCCUGUUGACACGAGCUUGUACAAGCCUGGCUCAUGUUUCUUGAGCAGUAUUUUGGAAGGGCCGUCCACUCGAGAGUCUGAGUUUUGCUGAGGGCCACUGAAAUGGACAUCCUUGAGGCAUUUUAGCCGUUCUUCUAAAAAGCUCUCUCUUGCCACCCCCCGGUAACCUGCCGUGAUGUUUAAAUGCUGCCUAGGACAGUGUAGUGGCAUAAUGACUCUACUUGCCACGUGGGCCCCGCCUCAGCGUGGAGAUCUCUACGUGCACAGACAGACUGGCCAGGUUCCUUGUGGGCACAAAGCCUUCACUGCUUGUCUUUCAAAGGGCCAUCUCUUCAUGCGCAUUUUUAUGAAGCACAGAAGAUGAUAAUGUCUGCGUGUAGCCUGUCACGGGCCAUUGGCGUUAACAUGCAAUCCAUCAGUCUGCACAUGAGGUGCUGAGUAAGAGCCUGGGAUGAUCCUGUGUCGGUAACACUUGAUUUCAGAAUCCUCUAAUUUCUUUGUUUCCUAUGUUCAGCAGCUAGAGCACCAUAGGACGGCUGCACAUUAAAGAUCUCGAGCUACAGAAACUUCAUCAGAGCUGAUCUACAAGCUUGGUGCUAGGAAGGCAGUUUCCCUCUGUAAGGAGUCUUUUUCUGCAAAUCAAAGAUUGAGGGUUAUUCUCCUCUCUGGUAGAGGGAGCUUGGUUUUAUUUCUCAACGAAUAAAUGUACAUGCUUGCAUUCCUUGCCGUGUCUGUAGCUGAGCCAGAACGCGCGGGAAGGACAAGACCAAAGCCCAGUCUCAGCAGCUGGUCUGCUCUUGCCCGGUGCAACGGGAGCAGAACUCCCUGUGUAGCUGUUCCGUGUUGCCGAAGGCACGUGGCGAGGCAGGAACGGGCUCCUGGUGCCAUGCGAAACCAGCCGGCAGCUGCCAGAGAGCGCGGGGGGCUGUUCGGGUCCAUGUGCCCACGUGUUUUCCCUGCAAGUGUCCUGGCCCCGUGUCUGGUGGGGCUUGGAGGGGUCCCCCAGCUGGGCGGGCUGCAACUGCUGCAGCCACGGCGCUGGGACCGCGCUGCCCGCCCUGCCUUGGGCUGCCUCAGUAACUGGUUGUUCAUUCGCCUGUCGCCCGCAGAAGCGGAGAGGAGGGGGCCGUGGGUGGCGAUGGCUGAGCAGGAGGCGCUGGCCGAGCAGGAGAGCAAGGCGGGAAGUUUUGCGCGCAGCCGCGUGAGGAAAAGCGCAGUGGGACCAGAGAGCGGCUCCCCCGCCUGUGUGAGGCUGUGCAGGAGGACGUCCGUGCCCGGGGCCAUAGCCAGCAGGUGGCCCAGGAGAAGCUCCAGGCCGACAUCUAUGAACGGGGUGAACACCUGCAACAUGCUGCUGCACCAGGUGAGGCAGCGGAGACAAGUGCGGGAGGAGCUGCAGAGGCGGCUGCAGCAGCUGCAGGAUGCUGCGAUGCCUGACAAGCAGCAGCAGGCACAGGCGCAGGCCAUUUGCCAGCUGGAGAAAAACAUUGAGAAGGUGCUCCUCAAAGUCCACACUGGACAGAAGGUGACUGCCCUGUACCUGGCGGUGCGGGAUGUCCUGAGGAAGGAGCUGGCCCACCUGCCUCCGCACCUGGACCUCCUGUGCAAGAUGGCCGAGCUGUAUGGUAGGGAGCUCCAGGACAUGGAUCUCAUGGCCUUGGAGGCCUGCAAAGCCGCUGACAGAGCCAAGGAGGACGCAAACAGGACGCGCAGCCGGAUCCUUGCGGAGAGAGCGCGCAUGUACCGCUCCCGGGCCACCCAGGAGGUCUCUGUAGACACAGGGUGGCGGAAGGACGUGUACCAAAGACACCUGAGAGCGCAGGAGAGGCACGAGCUCACCGUGGACUCCCCGACCCCGGCCUCACAGGACCAGCUCGUGGGCACCAGUCUGGAGGCCGUCAGGUCCCAGAUGGAGCACGAGGCCAGGGUCACGCAGAAGAUGCAGCAGGCCAAGGCUGCGCUGCAGUGCUCCAGGAUCUGGGACAUACCCGGCAGGCUCCUGGAACAGCAGAAGUCCUCGGCGGACCUGGAGCAGUGCAUCAAGGAGGGCGAGGAGAAGAAGCGGGCACUGGCGGAGAGGCUGCACGAGCUGGAGCUGAACCUAGCUAAGCUGAAGUUUCACCAGCCCUCCAACACAAGCAGGGUGCUGGAGGAGGAGCUGCGGCUGAAACUGCAGUGCCAAGAGGCUCGGCUGGAGGAUAUGCGGGCCCAGAUGAUGAGGAGCAAGGAUGUUCUGCUGAAAUGUGAAGAGGACAUCGACAGCCUUUUCGUCCGCCUGCAGGGCAUCGCCGUGCCCGGCCAGGAGGAUCCCGUCAAGGCCAUGGCGGUGGAGGAGAAGCUGCAGCACUGUGAGCAGAAGCUGCGCUACCUGGUGCAGCGGGUGGCCAGCCUGCCCCACGACUGGCGCAGCCCCAACAAGGACAACAAGGUGCGCGGGGGCUCCAUCCCUGCUGUGGCCUUUGGGCACCCGCACGGGGCUUUCCCAUACGGCCCAUCCCAAGCGUCCUCCCAGCUGGCAGGAUGGAGGUGGCGCCAGGGGAGAGCCAUGGAGCAGCUCAGCCCCCGGUGGCACGGGGCACUGCAGGGUGUGCCCCGCGCGGGGACCUCGAGGUGGGGCAGCCCUUGGCUUGGAACACCCACCUCCCCUUCAGCAAGUAACCCAGAGUGUCUUCCACAGAUUUUUGCCGAGGUCCGUAAUUUACUAGAGAACACCACUGCGGAUCACCCACAGAACCUGAGGGUUUCCUUGGAGGACGCAGGCAGCGGCCAAGGUAGGAGAGCACAGCGAGGACACGUGCCACAGCAACCAUCCCAGCCCCUGCCCGUGGGGAUUCCUGGGCAUCCUUGCCUGUCUUCCACUGUCCCAGCAGAGCCCAACCCACGAGCUGCUUGUCCCAGGUGCUGUGGGACAAGGAGGGAGAGCCUUGGCUUCAAAAUCACCUGGUUGUGGCCUCCUCCUGUUGGAUGUUCUUGGGGGAGACCACGAGCUUUUGGCAGCUCUCUACUGUGUUUUUAACAAAGCGGGAGCUGUACCCACCACCCCCUGGCUCCAGGCCUUUCUGGGAAGCGCCAGCAGUGUUGAAGAGGGGCCACAGCGGUGGCAACCCCAGGCUCUGCAGGUCCCCCUGGGAUGCGGGGCUGGCAGAGCCAGUCGGCAGUGCCUGUGCCUCAGGGCUCCGCACGAGGGCUCUCUGGGAUGCCACCAGCCCUGCAAAAGGUGCCGGCUCUGCCCAGGGACACGAGCGCACAGAGCCUCCACAGCCCACUCCUCUCCACUCUCUCCUCAGAGUCCUUGGAUUCUGAUGACGAAUCCUGUGGCCUUGUCCUCACCCGGGAGGGCAUCAAGAAGCAGGGGCUGCUCCUGAUGAAAAGCAAGCAGCGUGGCAAGAAGUAGCAGUUUCUCCAGCAGACCUUUGCA